AUGUUCAAUCUCUUUCUCCUCACCAUCAUAACAUUCCUCAUCACUCUAUUCCUUCUACCAUUAUCAUCCCUCUCACAAAACAACACAUCUCCAUGCCCACUGGAUUUCAACGUCCUCCCCAGACUAACAUCUGGGGGCUCCAAACGACCCACCACUUCAGACAUCGCCCAGCAGUGUCAGCACAUCCGUCAAGGCCUUCGACUUGUUCAAUCCCAUUACCUCCAAAAUAGCAACUCCUUCCUUCCUCCACCUGACUCUGCUGAAUCAUGCUGGCGCGCCUACCAGGUUCUCGUCGAUCGUUUCCUUCCCAAUUUCGACAUCCGCUCCUCUUGCGGCUUCAACACCAGCUGGAUCUCUCAGGGUUGUAUGAAAAUCACCACCAGGUCCCAGUUCGAGGCCAUCGUCCCUGUUUCUUCUCUCAAUGAUGUUGCUUCCAACUGUAACCAGUCCCUUGAGAAUAAUUCUCCGUGUGCUGCUUGUACUACUAGCUUGUCCACGCUGCAAGCCAGGUACUUGACGGGACCUUCCAUCGGGAAUGUUUCUGAUUGCCAGGGCUAUCCUUCUAUUUAUGCUGCGGCUUUUUCUAAUAGGUAUGGACCUACUGAUGAGGGCACUGCUAAGUGUUUGUUUUUAAUUGAUUUUGUUUCCAAGAAAUCUAGCAAGAAUAAGAGCAAAGUCAUAAUUUUGGGUGUUUUCUUAGUGGGUGGUGUUGGGUUGUUGGUAUUGAUUGGUUUGUGUUGGAUCUUUCGCAAUAAGAGGAAAAAGAAGACCGGCAACUUUGGGAGGGUAGUUGAGACAGAGUUGGGUUCUGGCUUGGAGUCCAUCGGUCAAAGUACUACUUUGAUUAAAUAUACAUUUGAUGAGAUUAGGAAGGCAACUAGAAAUUUUUCUAGGGAUAACAUUAUUGGGAGAGGAGGUUAUGGGAAUGUGUAUAAAGGUGAAUUGCCAGAUGGAUCUGUAGUUGCUUUUAAAAGAUUCAAGAAUUGCUCGGCUGCAGGUGAUGCUAAUUUUGCUCAUGAAGUUGAGGUUAUUGCGAGUGUCAGGCAUGUCAAUCUUGUUGCUUUGAGAGGAUAUUGUACUGCCACUAGUCAUUUCGAGGGUCACCAGAGGAUUAUCGUGUGCGAUUUGAUAAAGAAUGGCAGCUUGUAUGAUCAUUUAUUUGGGUCUACUGCAGAAAAGCUUACUUGGCCUAUUCGACAAAAGAUUGCUCUCGGGACUGCCAGAGGCUUGGCUUAUUUACACUAUGGCGCUCAACCGUCAAUUAUUCAUAGGGACAUUAAGGCUAGUAAUAUACUUUUGGAUGAGAAUUUUGAGCCCAAGGUUGCGGACUUCGGGCUAGCAAAGUUUACGCCAGAAGGAAUGACGCAUUUGAGCACCAGGGUAGCUGGGACUAUGGGAUAUGUUGCUCCUGAGUAUGCUCUGUAUGGGCAGUUAACAGAGAGAAGUGACGUGUUUAGCUUUGGUGUUGUGCUUCUUGAGCUUUUGAGUGGAAAGAAGGCACUUAUGGUGGAUCAUGAGGGACAACCAUCUAUUGUGACUGAUUGGGCAUGGUCAUUAGUGAGAGAAGGGAGCACUUUGGACGUUAUUGAGGAUGGCAUGCCGGAGAUAGGCUCACCAGAUGUUUUGGAGAAGUAUGUACUGGUGGCAGUUCUUUGUUCUCAUCCACAGUUAUAUGCUAGGCCAACAAUGGACCAGGUCGUGAAAAUGUUGGAAACAGACCUCUCAAUUCCCUCUAUUCCAGAAAGGCCAAUUUCUUUUGUAGCUGAGAUGGAUGAUAUUGAGAGAUCAGUGAGCAGUAGUGCCUCUGGUCAGCUUUCUAGUCCAACUGGCUAUCAGCAGUUCACAUUCGAGAACAAUCACCCUUCUAUCCGCAAGGAAGAAGGGUCAAGCUCAGAUUCUAGAAUUAUAGAAUAG
This is a messenger RNA of Dovyalis caffra, 1914 nucleotides long. The record is from the annotation of a GenBank genome assembly. Lineage: Eukaryota; Viridiplantae; Streptophyta; Magnoliopsida; Malpighiales; Salicaceae.